Molecule: messenger RNA, 1752 nt
Organism: Physella acuta
Lineage: Eukaryota; Metazoa; Mollusca; Gastropoda; Physidae
Product: collagen alpha-1(XII) chain
Source: RefSeq, a predicted model, not a curated record
GUCUGUUGUGAGCUACAAGACGAGCUAAUUUGUUGUUAGCGGUAAGUUUUUCCCCACUCUUUAUAGCUGAACCAUUGACCAUGAAGUUGACAAUUUUCUUGUGUUUUCUUCUUGCUGGCCAAAGUUCAAGUUUUCUGUUCUCUGGUCUGGGUGAGUUGGCCGGGAAUGUGAUAGAGGGCGCUGGUCAACUAGUGGGUGAAACCGUCAACACGGCUGGCCAGAUCUUGGGAGGUACUGCCAAUCUGGCAGGUCAGGUUUUAGGAGGUACCGUAAACGCUGCAGGUCAGCUGACUGGUGGUGUGCUGCACGCGGCCGGCGACGUCAUCCAAGGCACGGCUAAUUUGGCUGGAGGUGUGGCCAACUUGGCUGGAGGUGUGGUCAACACAGCCCUCUGUGUCACCACCCUCGGGAUCCUUGGCUCGUGCAAGGGGCGUCCAGGCGGAGGACUGUCCCCCCUCCCCAUCCAAUGUAAAGCCCUAGCUGACGUGUACAUUGUGCUGGACGCCUCGUCUAGCAUCGGUGCCAGCAACUACAAGAAACAGCUGGCCUUCCUGGCCAACAUGGCCGCCUCCUUCAUCCACGGCGACAACGACGCGAGGUUUGCCGAGAUCUACUUCAGCGACAAGGCCCAGAAACAUUUUGACUUCAGUACCUACCCCGACCUCGCAUCAUUGCUCACUGCCAUCCUGUCGACGCCCUACCCUGGUGGUUCCACAGCAACAGACACGGCUCUAGACGCCAUCAACAACUUUGAUCUGUUUAGCGCCAAGUUUGGCGGCAGGGCCAAGGCUGGGGAUGUAAUCAUCGUGGUCACAGAUGGCAAAUCCAACAACCCCUCUGCUACUGAACGCGCCGCUGCUAGGCUGAGAGCUAAGGGUGUUACGAUCUUUGCCAUUGGUGUAGGCCAAACGUUCCUCGGUCUGAACAUCUUUGGCAACAGAAAUCACGAGCUGCUCAAACUGGCCAGUAGUCCAGACUACGUUUUCCUGGCCAACGACUACGACACGCUGGAGAACGUGCUUUAUCAGUUGGUGCAGAGGACAUGCAGGGCGACUGGUGGUAAAGAGAUUAUCCCGGGGCAACCUGAGGAGACGGAAUAUCCAGAGCCAGGUUGCACUGCUGUUGUUGACUUCCUGUUGGUGGUUGACUCCUCUGGCAGUAUCGGUCCCAAGAACUACCUGAAACUACUAGACUUUCUGCAGCAGCUGGUGUCACACUUUAAGGUUGGCACCCAGGACGUCCUGUUUGGAUGUGUCAUCUUCAGCAAUGUUGCCCAGAAAUAUUUUGAUCUGAAGGACAAUACGAACAUAAGAUCUCUCAAACUGGCUAUCCAGGCUAUGGGCUACCUGAACUCGACCACAAAGACCAACGAGGCCCUGGACCUCAUCACGUCAGCUGGCAUGUUUAGACCAGAGGCUGGUGCCAGAACCAGAGCCAAGAAAAUGGUUGCCGUCAUCACUGAUGGCUUGUCGGACAACCCGGCACUGACCAAGAUCUCAGCCACCAACCUGAAGAAGCAGGGUGUCGAGAUCAUCGCAGUGGGGAUCGGCAAGGCGGAAGAUGCCGAGUUGCGGGCCAUAGCCAGUGACUCCAGCAGUGUCUUUAAGACCAGCAACUUUGACGCCCUUAAGUCCAUUGUGGAUGACGUCACGAAUAAAGCCUGCUCUUGAUGUCUUAUAAGAUGAAAGGAUAAAAUCCAAUUAAUCAUCAGCAAGUGUGGCUGCACUACUUGAAUUAAAACAAGUUAAUCAA